GAGCCCAUGACCCGGUUCCAGCAGCGGCUUUAACUCACACCCAGCGGCCCGGCACCGGAGCUUCUACCCGUUCCUCCCAUCCCGUGGUUUCGGAAGGCUGCAGCACCAUGGUGGAGCAGUCGGAUCGCGCCCCGCUGCUGGACUGGGAGGAGAUCCCGCCGCCCGACCAGAACCAGAACCAGGCGGCCCAGCCCCCGCAAGAGGAACGCACCGCGGCGGAGAAAAGUUCGCGGGUCGCCGCCGUCCCCACCGCCGUCACCUACAGCCCGACUCGGAACGUAACAGCUGUCGUCGUCAGCAGGGACCGAAUCCGUCCGGACCUCGUCGGUAUAGACCGGAACCUCCCCUUCCCGAACAUCACGGCGAGGGAUGAUUGGGGGGAGCAGGACCGGAUCGUGUCUGUGUUUGUGGUGACUUUCGAUACGAGAUCUGGAAAUCUGGUGGAGUGGUUCCUGCCUCAUGACAUCAACCUCGAUGGAGUUGAGUUCAAGUCCAUGGCGAGUGGCUCCCAUCGCGUCACCAGUGACUUCAUAUAUUUCCGUAAAGGCAACUUCUUCGGGCUGGCCUGCUUCGCAAACAUGCCUGUGGAGAGUGAGCUGGAGCGAGGAGCCAGGAUGAAGUCCGUGGGAAUUCUGUCUCCGUCCUACACUCUGCUUUACCGCUACAUGCACUUCCUGGAGAAUCAAGUCCGACACCAGCUCCAGUGCCCAGGCCAGUAUUCUCCCCUGGAGGCCUUCUACGAGGAUAAGAAAGCCGUUCUGCCCCCUACAGGAACCGGUUUGGUCACAUCAUGCCCCACCUGGACCGUUGCUUCCAUAAACCGCUGCAUGCAUCCUGAGAUGAAGAUCACCCACCCGGCCGGCUGCAUGUCCCAGUUCAUCCAGUUCUUCGGGGAGCAAAUAAUGGUGCUGUGGAAGUUUGUGCUGCUUCGGAAACGUAUUGUCAUCUUCUCGCCCCCGCCCAUAGGUGUGGUCUGCUACAGAGUGUACUGCUGCUGUUGCCUGGCCAACGUCUCUAUUCCAGGAAUCGGAGUGUCUGUGCCCGAGCUGAGACCUUUCUUUUACGUCAACAUCGCUGACAUCAGUGCCCUGGAAACAGAGCUGUGUUACGUGGCUUGCACCACAGAGAAGAUCUUUGAAGACAAGAAGGAGCUGUACGACGUCUACAUCGACAACCAGAACGUGAAGUCUCACCGAAGCCACCUGCAGCCGCUGCUCAGGCUGAAUGCAGCAGAUAAGGAGAAGUACAGGAAACUGAGUGAACAGAGGCAAAUGCUGCUGUACUCUCAGGAGGUGGAGCCAGACUGCACAUCGAAUGAGGAGGACCUGUUCAUUCUGUUCUUCAUGGAGAUGAAUAAUCGGAUCUUUCAGACCCUCUCGGAGGUGGCCGGGAGUGCUGAGCCCACCCUCACAGCGGACCACGUGAGGGCCAUGGGGCUGGAUCCUCAGGGGGACCGCUCCUUCCUGCUGGACCUGUUGGACGUGUACGGUAUCGAUGUCGGACUCGUCAUAGACAACCUCUGCUGUUCGUGAACCAUCCCAACUGUGGGAAAACUUGGAUUCCAGUGGAUUCUUUGAGCCCAUGAGGCCCACAAAUGCCUAAAACACUGCCUCCAUCGUGCAACUGCAUCUGUUGUCUGCUCUUCUCUGACUCGUGGCGUCCCGGUGUCUCUGACUCGUGGAGUCCCGGUGUCUGCUCUCGGACGAUCCUGCUGGGAAGUUGGGAGAUCUUGUUCUUUUCCAAGUCUGAUGUCCUCUGCUGUUUGCGUUUCCGUCUCUUUGUGUGGAUUCUGAUUGAAAUCCCGUCAGGAUGAUUUAGUUCCUCAUUGCACUUGUCUCGACACGGACGCCACCGACACGCCACAGUCCUGCAGCUCCAGUGUUCACCACUUCAGCUGAAGAAAGGAAUGUGAUCUGGAAAAGUUUCUACUACUGGGAAUUUCUAUCUGUGCUUGGAAUAUCGGGAAAAUCACAGGCGCUCAGACUCUGGAUGUUUCUUGUUCUGGUGAAUCUACUUCCUGAAGCUUCUUUAUUUUCCUCUCAGGAAGGAAGCAGUGGGAAUGGUGGAAGUGUUCCGAGUUUGUGAUGAGAGGAAAUGACCUCACGCUGGAAUUAGGGAAGAAAAGCAGCUGUUUUCUUUACGCUUGAAGCGCUGAGAGGUGGGUGUUCUCUGGACAUGAAUGAACAUUUUGUUUUUUCCGUUUUUAUGGUCGGUCGACAUUUCAGUGGGAAUUCUGCACCGUGCAUCACUGUUCCUCCGUGCACACCGUCAUGCUUAACUGUAAAACGGGAAGAACGGCGACUGCCUGAUGGAGCGGUUUGUACCUGACCAAGAAAAAACCCGAUCGCUCUGCUUUUCCUGGACAAACGUGUUUUUGUUGAUGAUGGCUGAGAAGAAGCUUUAACUCUCAGCAGAAAGGACCGUUUCUGUUCCACCGGUCCUUUCAGGGCGACCCGUUGGGCCGGGCCAGCUGUGACCUCCUGGAUGCUGCUGGCUGAGUUCGGCGGCUGCUCAUCACAUCAGUCAUGGAAAUAAUUUGUUCCAUGUUGGAACACACAAGGCCGAUUAUCAGCUUAGCCAAAAUCUGCUGAUCUCAACCUUUCUGUGGUCCCAGACGGAGAUCCAAACAUCCUUUUGAAUGACUUCAUAGUAUUUCUGUCAUUGUUGUAAUCAAAUACGCCGUUGUGGGGUUCAUCAUCAGACUAUUAUUAUUAUUGAAUACAUGACCAGAUCUGUUUUGGUGUCAGACGUUAAGAAUAAAAUGCACUAAGUCCUGUAGUGACAGAAAGAGGCGCUAAGCUUUAUUUUUUAAUAUGGGGCCUUAAAAAUGUGACGUUUUCAAGUUUCUAGCAAAAUAACUGAUUUUAUUUCUGUUUGUAUUUUCACGUAUGCACUUGUGAAAACGGUGAACUGUAAUCCCUCAGCAGAUGUUUGCGUCUAAAGUAAAAACUAGAGGAAUGUACACACACACGCCUGCACACAACGCCUUCUGGGUGGGAGUCUUCACCGAGGUGCACCAGCGUCGGCUAAAAUAACUGCUGAAUGUCCUGUUUCACACACGCAGCAACGCAUCUGAGAUCUCAGAUGAAUCCUCACCUCUAAUGUGAAAACCUGUGAGACGUCAGCUAUGUACACACAACUCAACAGCAUGAGCAAAUGUCCGUUUGUAAAACAAUAAAACACUGAUCCUG
Nothobranchius furzeri (turquoise killifish) is the source of this 3191-nucleotide messenger RNA. RefSeq names its product DENN domain containing 11 (gene dennd11). NCBI's taxonomy places the organism in Eukaryota, Metazoa, Chordata, Actinopteri, Cyprinodontiformes, Nothobranchiidae. The record is from RefSeq and is a predicted model, not a curated record. Gene Ontology annotation, cellular component: cytoplasm.